Molecule: messenger RNA, 1437 nt
Organism: Gracilinanus agilis (Agile Gracile Mouse Opossum)
Lineage: Eukaryota; Metazoa; Chordata; Mammalia; Didelphimorphia; Didelphidae
Gene: VWA5A
Product: von Willebrand factor A domain containing 5A
Exons: 11
Coding region: 75-1352 (425 amino acids)
Source: RefSeq, a predicted model, not a curated record
GUAAUCAAACCGCUGUUUCUUUCACUUCGCUGUGAAACUAGAAAACGGGAAAAGCUUCUGAGCAGAUUAUCAACAUGGAAUAUUGUGGUCUUCUCACCCUUUCUAAGCAGCCAGUGCCUCUCAAGAGCAUCUCAGUGGAUGUGUCUAUCAAUCAGUUUGUGGCAGAUGUGUCUGCAACCCUGGACUACAAGAAUGAGGAAACAGGCCCUGUGGAAGCAUUGUUUGUGUUCCCCAUGGAUGAAGACUCUGCUGUUUAUAACUUCCAGGCUCUGGUGGAUGGGAAGAGUAUAGUGGCAGAAAUACGAGAAAAGCAGCAGGCUCAGGAGGACUAUGAGAAUGCCAUCUCCCAAGGCCAGGAAGCCUUCCUACUAGAGCAGGAUAGCAGCUCUGGGGACAUUUUCAGUUGUAGUAUAGGAAAUCUUCCCCCUGGCCAGAAGGCUGCUGUCACCCUGAGCUAUGUUCAGGAACUGUCCCUUGAAGCAGAUGGGGCUGUUCGAUUUGUGCUGCCAGCCAUCUUGAACCCACGCUAUCUUCUCCAAGGUGAGGAGUUGGGCUUCUCCAAUAGCAGUGCCGAGCCUGACAUCACCUCUCAAAUUCCCUGGAUUCCUGGCAAGGAGCUGCCCUACACAUUUAGUGUCAGUGCCAAUAUCUGCUCCUCUAAUGGCAUUGAGAAGGUCUAUUCCAACUGUCUCCUGAGUCCCCUGCAGUACUUGGAGGAUGACAAGACAGUUGCCCAGGUUUCCUUGGCUGAAGGACACAAAUUUGACCGGGAUGUUGAGAUUCUGGUUUACUACGGGGGAAUAAACAUGCCCACUGUCUCCUUGGAGCUUCCCCAAGCUGAUGCCAAACCAGAUUCCCUGAUGGGAGACCCAGCUGUGAUGGUGAGUUUCUACCCUAGCAUCCCUGAGGCUGAGGGAGAGAGCACUUCUGGUGAAUUCAUCUUCCUCAUGGACUGCUCAGGGAGCAUGGCGACACCAUUGAAUUAUGAAAUGGGUUCCCAGUUACGCAUAGCAAGUGCCAAGGAAACUCUGAUCCUGCUGCUGAAGAGUUUGCCUCUUGGCUGUUAUUUCAACAUCUAUGGAUUUGGAUCCACUUUUGAUUCCUUCUUCCCAGAAAGUGUGGAGUACACACAGCAGUCCAUGGAGGAGGCCCUGCGGAGAGUGAAGGCUCUUGAAGCUGACCUGGGAGGGACUGAAAUCUUGGAGCCUCUGAAGAACAUUUACAGCAAACCCUGCAGACCAAACCACCCCCGGCAGCUCUUUGUCUUCACAGAUGGAGAAGUUGCUGAUACAGGUUUGGUCAUUGCUGAAGUUCAACGCCACAGCCAGAAUCACAGGCCCUUCAAUCCCUAAAGCGAGCCUUGCAGUCGGUGGUCCAGGAGAUCUCUCUCUCUUGGAUUCUACCUCCUGAACUGGAGACCACCUUGCUCUCCCCCGC